GGGGCGGCGCGUGCGGCUCACGAGCGCCUGGCACCGCAUCUGCCAAUCGCCCUCAGCGCCAACGCCGCCAUGAAGCGCGACCCGCAGCGCCCCGAGGAGUGCCCGGGCCGGCCGGAGCCGCCGCCCCCGUCCCCCCUCUCCUCCUCCUCGCCCCCGGGGGAGGCGGAAGGCGCGGAGCUGAAGCUGACGCCGCCAGUGUGGAUCUUCGGGUACGGCUCGCUGGUGUGGAGGCCGGGCUUCGAGUUCACAUCGCGGAAGGUGGGCUUCAUCCGCGGCUACAGCCGCCGCUUCUGGCAGGGAGAUACCUUCCACCGCGGCAGCGAGAGGAUGCCCGGCCGGGUGGUGACGCUGCUGGAGGACUGCGGGGCAUGCACAUGGGGUGUAGCCUAUGAAGUCCGUGGGGAACAAAUUGCUGCAUCGCUACAGUAUCUCAACAUGCGAGAAGCUGUCCUGGGAGGCUAUGUCACCAAGUUGGUGAAGUUCCACCCUCAGGACAAAGAUACAGAAGAACCCAUCCUGGCUCUUGUUUACAUUGCAACACCCCAGAACCCUUCUUACCUCGGCCCAGCAUCUGAAGAAGACAUUGCGGCUCAAAUCAUCGUCUCAAGUGGUUGUGCUGGUCAUAACAUUGAGUACUUGCUGAGACUGGCAGACUUUAUGCGCUACUUUUGUCCUCAAGCAGAGGACAAACAUCUCUUCUCCAUUGAAGAGGCUCUUAUUUCCAUCCUUCCAUGCCUAUACUACACAGAAGAGUCUGUAGAAGAAACUGCAAGUGACCCUCAGAAGUCUAAGAGUUGAAAUAGAAAACCUUUUUUGCAGGGUCCCAGUAGGAGGGAUGUAAGGGAGAAAGCAAUGGGGACAAUCUUAACUGAUAAAAUAGGCUGGACUGAGUGAAUAGAGGGAGAAUUAACAAGUAGUAGGGGAGGGAGGAAGUGGAGUAAAGCAUGCUUGCCAUAGGACUUGCAGUUAGUACCUGUUACGCUCAUUACCUGUAGCACCGCAAUAGCCAUCACUGCUUUCCAGGUGGGAGUAGGGAUCUUUGCUGUAACUCUGCUCUGUAAGACGUGCUUCUGGGGGUAAACCUGAAGCACUCACUUUCUUUAGAGAAGAAAGGGGCUCAUCUAUUCCGUGCACUUUUUUUUUGCCUUCUUUCAAUACUAGUUGAGCGGGACUUGACUGGGUUUAAGCAGUAUAUAUGUAAGUCUACCUCAGAUUGGCAAAAAGCUGUUUGUGUGAUGGUGGGGACUUGGGCAGGUUCUGCCAAAUGACCUUUUUCCCCCCCCCUGCCAUGUCCCACCUCCGGUACCUGACACUAAAUUUCAGGACUUGUGUGCAAUAUUAAGUGAACCGGCCUCUGUAGGCUCCUGUGGAUCCUACUUCCUUAUGUUGUGAAGGAUCACAGUAAUGCACUUAUUUUCUAAAAUAUACUGUAUUUAUUGUGUGUUGUAUUUCCCCUUAGGAGGGGUAUCUAAACUACUUGCAUGCCACAGUGGUACAUAGCCUGCACUCAACCUUGCAUUUGUGCCUUCUAGUUUUAAAGCAGUUUUCUGAGGAGCUAAGCCUGCUUUAAUGACAGAAGCUUCUGUCCAAGCUUCAGUGACCUUGUGCUGCUACAGACUUAACUGAUUCCAUAAGAAAUGGUCCUGCCUGUGCUGCCUGCAGGAAAGCUGUCCGGAUGCAGCAGUGUUUUAACUAGCCCUGUACUGGAUAAACCUCUGUUGCUUCAGAAUAACAUGGGUUUCUGUAGAAGCAUUUGAGGGUUGUAGUUCCAUACUGGGGUGUCAGUCUGGUAUGCUUUUAUUUGACUGCAAAGGACCAUGACUGAGCAUACUUGAAAAGCUGAAAAGCCUGCCUUGAUUGUGUUAAGCAGGGGCACUGCUGCAAGCUCAGACUUUUCAGCUUCACCUAUUAACAGCAUGAAAACACAUAGUAUUUUGUAAGAAAACUGCUGCUACUGCAACUGCAGCAAAAUAGCUCUUGAGAGCUGACCCCUGGGAUAUUUGACUCCUCCCAAAUAUAAUGUGUUUUUUAAUAAGAAAAGGGUAGGGACUGUUUGUAUUACUGUGGCUUGUAUGUAUGUGAAAUGGUACUGUGCUGUGCCCAGUAAUAAAACAAACUGACAAAGUUAGCCUUCUGUA
Molecule: messenger RNA, 2138 nt
Organism: Grus americana (Whooping crane)
Lineage: Eukaryota; Metazoa; Chordata; Aves; Gruiformes; Gruidae
Gene: CHAC1
Product: ChaC glutathione specific gamma-glutamylcyclotransferase 1
Exons: 3
Coding region: 70-798 (242 amino acids)
Biological process (GO): glutathione catabolic process
Cellular component (GO): cytoplasm
Molecular function (GO): gamma-glutamylcyclotransferase activity; glutathione specific gamma-glutamylcyclotransferase activity
Source: RefSeq, a predicted model, not a curated record